Messenger RNA from Penicillium olsonii, 2403 nucleotides. The record is from the annotation of a GenBank genome assembly. Lineage: Eukaryota; Fungi; Ascomycota; Eurotiomycetes; Eurotiales; Aspergillaceae.
AUGAGGUUCGGUGAAUAUCUCCGGUCUUCCAUGAUCAAGGAGUACUAUCCCUUCUAUAUUGCCUACGACGAGCUCAAGAAAGCGCUCAAGACCGAACUCGUCGAGCCGACCUCCGCCAACGCCAAUCCCGCCCGCAAAGAAUGGUCCGAGGACGAUGAGACGCACUUCGUCUCCUUGCUCGAAAGUGAACUGGAGAAGGUCUUCCUCUUCCAGAAGCGCAAGAGUGAGGAGAUCGUCGAGCGCAUCCAGGAUAGCGAACUCGAGGUGACGGAUGUCGUAUCUCGUCUGGAUGGAUCCACCGAGAAUCGUCGCCAGAGCACACGGACGGCGCGCCCAACACCCACUGAUUCCGACUUCUUGAUGAUGGAACAGGUGCUCAGUGAUAUCAUCGCCGAUGUGCACGACCUGGCUAAGUUCACGCAACUCAACUAUACGGGUUUCCAGAAGAUCAUCAAAAAGCAUGACAAAGAAACACACUGGUAUCUUAAGCCGGUUUUUGCCGCUCGCCUCAAUGCAAAGCCUUUCUUCAAGGACAACUACGAUGCCUUCGUGGUUAAAUUAUCAAAGCUGUAUGACCUCGUGCGGACGAAGGGUAACCCAGUCAAGGGCGACGCUUCUGCCGGUGGAACUCAGCAAAACUUUGUGCGGCAGACUACCAAGUAUUGGGUGCAUAGGGAUAAUAUUACUGAACUCAAGCUGGUCGUGCUGAAGCACCUGCCUGUGCUGGUGUUCAACGCCAACAAGGAGUUCGAGGAGAAAGACACGGCUAUCUCGUCGAUCUACUACGAUAACACAGAUACAUGGGAGCUGUACCAGGGUCGCUUGAAGAAGACCGAAGGCGCCGAGGCGAUCCGUCUUCGGUGGUACGGUGGCAUGGAGAGCGAUCAGAUCUUCGUGGAGCGCAAAACUCACCGCGAGGACUGGACGGGAGAGAAGUCGGUCAAGGCGCGUUUCUCACUCAAGGAAAAGAACGUCAACGCCUUCCUGGAGGGCAAGAUGACCGUGGAGCAGGUGUUUGACAAGGCACGCAAGGAGGGCAAAAAGAGCCAGGCUGAGAUUGAUGAUUUGGAACAAUUGGCCCGCGAGGUCCAAUAUCGGGUCAUCACUCGUCGACUCGUCCCCGUGACUCGUACUUUCUACCACCGCACUGCCUUCCAGCUUCCAGGCGAUGCGCGUGUCCGUAUCUCUCUGGAUACCGAGCUUACCAUGGUCCGCGAGGACAACAUGGAUGGCCGCCGACGCGCGGGCAAGAACUGGCGUCGGAUGGAUAUCGGAGUGGAUUUCCCAUUCUCUCAGCUUCCCCCUGAGGACAUUGACCGAUUCCCAUACGCCGUGCUGGAAGUCAAGCUGCAGACCCAGGCAGGCCAGGAGCCGCCUCAAUGGAUCCGCGACUUGACCUCCAGCCAUUUGGUAGAAGCCGUCCCCAAGUUCAGCAAGUUCAUUCACGGCACUGCGACGCUAUUCCCAACACGCAUCAACCUGCUUCCAUUCUGGUUCCCCCAGAUGGACGUUGACAUCCGCAAACCCGUCACACAUCAGUACGGAAUCCACAGGCCACUGGCAAGUACCUCGAUAUCCGCCAACGACGAAGACUCCGAUGACGACGAAACCCCGGGUACGGACGAGGACGCUCUGAACAACCACGCCACCGAGAACCACAACGGAUUGUUCGAGACCAACGGUAACGAACUAGAUAUCGAAGAGCGUAUCGCCGCCCAACCUCUCCCCGGCGACGAAGACUACCCCUUGUACGACUCGGACGACGAAUCGGUUUAUUCAGACGAACUCGAAGAAGCCCGUCGCAUUGGCGGAGCAUACUACGCCCAACAAUUGGCCAAGCACUACCUCUGUCGAACCGGCCACGCCGUCGCACAGGGUUUGAUGACCAUAGUCCCCCGCCCCCGUCCAACAUCCCUGCCGCCCCCCGAACAGCGUGGCAUUGCAGUCCUGGGAACCCAGCGUCGCACCAUGCAGCGCUUCCAGGCCCCUCCCGGCAAACGCAUCUUCGUCCCCGUCCGCGUCGAACCAAAGGUCUACUUCGCCGCCGAGCGAACCUUCCUCUCCUGGCUCGAAUUCUCAAUCAUCCUAGGCGGCAUAGCCGCAACCCUCCUCAACUUCGGAACAGACUACGCAACCCUCAUCUCCUCCUGGGCUUUCACCCUCCUCGCCGCCGGCGCCCUAGUCUACAGUCUCUUCCUGUACAUCUGGCGCGUUGACAAGAUUCGGAAGCGUCGCGACGUCAAGCGCGUCUACUACGAGCGCUGGGGUCCGACGGUCGUCAGUGUUGGUCUUGUCGUUAUCAUUCUGAUUAACUUUGGUCUACGCGUGCGCGAAGGCGGGUUCAUGGCUGAGCCUGGGAAAGGCUCGUCUAGUCCUGGUCGUUCGCUGCAUGGCGAGUUGUAG